GUGAAAAAAUUCAUUUUUAAAACAGAAUUCAACGAGAACGGUACCAAUCAGAAUAAAAAAACCCACAAACAAAUUCAAAUAUACGAGCAAUAUUCAUAACUACAGCAACAACAGUACAGUGAAUUGCAUUAUUUAAUUGGAAGAUUAAUUAAUUAUGCAAAACAAUUAAGUGAAGUAGAGAAAAAGAAGAAAAACACGAGUUUUUUUUUAUUUAAUGUGUAACGAAACAAGUAUAAAAACAACAAUAAAGUGCAUUCAACUAAAGUUCACUAUAAUAAGAAAUUGUUUCGAGAAAAAUCGAUUAAAAUUGUUAUAAAAACGAAAUAAAUUUAUGAUAAAAACCAACUGUCAAAGAAAAAUUGUGGCAGUGAAUUUUAAACACAGAAAAUCAUUAAUAUUUCAAAGACAAUUUUAAGGAAUUGAAUAAUAAAAUUACAUAACCUUCAUAAAGAUCUUGAAAACAAAUUUAAUAGAAAAAAUUUUAGUAUUUGGUGGCCACAAUUACAAUAAUAAAAUAAAUAAAUAAAAAUAUAACAACAACAGCCACAAAAAUAAAAAGCUCUUGUGUAAUAAUAAGAAAAUCUUUGGCAGAAUUUUAUUUCCCAAAUAAAAGCAAAUAAACUUUGAAAAAAACUUGAAAAUCAGCAAAUAAAAAAAGUGAAAUAACUUGAAAAGAAAAUUUAUAGAGAUUUUCUUUUAAUAAAGAAAAAGCGGCUUGACAACAUGUAAGCGGUCAAGUCCGUCUCUAAAUUUAGCAAAACUAAAUAUAAAGCGCCAGAUACAUUAACUUUGGCCAAACCUUUUAAGAAAACACGUUUUUGUUUUUUUUUUAAAUUUCGAGUCGGUCACACCUACAACAAAAACAUAAAAACCUUAACCAUUUCUAUGCUAUAUAAUUUAUGGCGUAUUGCUAAAACAAAAAUAAUUAAGGAAAAUAUUUUCACCACUUUAGCAGACUUGCACUUUUUGUUGCCUAUAUUUUUUACAAUUUACACAUAUUUUCGCCAGUUCUUUAUUUUUUCGUGUUUUGUUUUGAUACGUAAAAAAAACACAUUAAGUGCGUGUGUGUGUGAGUUUAAAUUGUUAAAAAAAACAAUAAAAACAAAAAACUUUACAAAAACAACAUUGAUUGUAUUAUCAUCUGUAUUUACCGGUUCUUUUUGUGCUUCUGUUUAUUUUACUCGCGUUUUAUGCUCGUCGUUCGUGUGUAAAAGCCAGUGCAAUAGUGUGCGUGUGUGUUUUUUUUUGCUGCACUAUUCGUUUGUUUUUUUUUAAGAAGCCGGGUUUCUUUUUUUGUUUUGAAUAUCAAAAACAAAACAAACGACAUUAAUAACUAUUUUAUUUGUUUUUAUUGCUGUUUACUCACCUUUAAAGAACAAAACAACAAUUUUGGCAUAUUCUCGCUUAUAUAAACACACUUUUACAUAAACACACUCUCCCAGCAGCAAACAAUUUGCGUAUUUUGUUUGUUGAUUAAUUUUGGACAGUAUUUUGAAAGGAUUUAAAUUUGAGCAUGUCCCAAGGACAAAGGGAUACGAUUAUUCAUUUAGUAGCUGGCGGAACUGCUGGUACAGCUGGUGCCGUUGUAACAUGUCCCCUAGAAGUUGUUAAAACUCGUUUACAAAGUUCAACAGCAUCAUUUCAAACACCGCCACGAGUUGUUGAAAAUCCCGGCUCCACAAAUGCAUCCUCCGAAUUACUCAGACCUGAACAGAGACGUAAACUCAGCACAACGAUAUUGCGCAACAGGUCCCAACCACAGGUGAUUGGGGGUGUUCGUAGGUUUUUACCAAAAUAUUUCCAGAUAAUGGCAAUUUCACAUUGUGGCAUCUCAUCAUCAUCUACAAAAAGUAUGAGCAUAAUACAGUGUCUCAGACACAUAGUACAAAAUGAAGGACCCAAAGCAUUAUUUAAAGGUCUUGGACCGAAUCUCGUUGGUGUUGCACCAUCACGUGCCAUAUACUUUUGCACAUAUUCACAAACCAAAAAUUUCCUCAAUAACUUAGGAUUAAUACAACCUGAUUCACCACAAGUUCAUAUUGUAAGUGCAGCUAGUGCCGGUUUUGUUUCCUCUUCCAUAACAAAUCCAAUUUGGUUUGUUAAAACACGUUUGCAAUUGGACUACAAUUCCAAAGUUCAAAUGACCGUCAGACAAUGUAUAAAACGUGUUUAUACUCAGGGUGGUGUUGCUGGCUUUUACAAAGGUAUUACCGCCAGCUAUUUUGGCAUCUGUGAGACCAUGAUACAUUUUGUUAUCUAUGAAUUUAUCAAAUCGAAAUUGAUUGAACAACAAAAUCUCCGCCAAAAUAAACAUCAUUCGGAUACUUCAAAGACCACAAGAGAUUUUCUUGAAUUUAUGAUGGCUGGAGCCAUAUCAAAGACUGUUGCCUCAUGUAUUGCAUACCCGCAUGAAGUUGCGCGAACGCGUUUACGUGAAGAGGGUAGUAAAUAUAAUAAAUUUUGGCAAACCUUACACACGGUAUGGAAGGAAGAGGGUAGAGCUGGUUUAUAUAGAGGCUUGGGUACACAACUUGUUCGACAAAUACCAAAUACUGCUAUAAUGAUGGCAACCUAUGAAGCUGUGGUUUACGUAUUAACACGACGUUUUAAUAAUAAAAGUAAUGAAUUCUAUGAUUUUUAAAAUAACCUAUUUCCUUAUCCUUUAGCUAGGCUUAACAAAGUUUUAAAACAUUAAAAGACAAACUUACAAAGUUUGUUUGUUUGUGGUGGUACCAUUAUUUGUUUUGUAGCAGAAGACUUAUUUUGAAACAACAAAGAGGUGAACUUUUAAAACCCUCAAAACAAUAGUGUAACACCACACUACUGUUUAUUUGGUCUUAAAUCAGACCAACAUUUUUUGAAACCAAAAGAAAUCAUAUUUAUACAAGUACAUAUAUGUAGAUUAUGAGCGCUAAAUUGUAGUUUUAGUUGAAAAUAAAUAAUAAUAAUAAAAAUACUUACACCACAAAGUUGCUAUGCAACUUUAAAUUUAAACAAUAAUAAUUUAAAUUAAAAAAUACUGCUUUCUUAAAACAGAAAAAUCUGUAUAUUGAAAAAAAACAUACCAACGAAAUUAUUAUUGAUCUGAUUGAAUAAACUAAAUUUUAGUUAAAAAAAGGAAAAGCAAAAAGCACAAAAACUUAAUAAAAAUAAUGGCUUUUUUAAUAAAAAAUACAAACAACAACUUAACUAAAAUCUUUUCGAAAACGCACGAAUUAGUUUUUAAGUUUCAUUUCGAAAUAUAAUUGUAUUUCGAGGAAAGCUUUCUUGGUAUUAAUUAUUUAUAAAACAUCUAAUUUUAUUUAAAAAACAAAAUAAACACACAUGCAGAGCGCUCUUUAUUUUAUAAAACUAUAAAAUUUCAUUUUUAUUAUUACUUUUAAUAACUAUUAUUGAACAUUUUGUGAUCUUUAUUAGAUCUAUAAUUUUUUUUAAUUUUGUUUCUUUUUUAUAGAUCUAAAAUAUAAAUGAAAAGAAAAAAAUAACUUGUUAUACUUACUGUUAUACUUAUAAAAUACCAAUUUGUCCUUAUAUACAUACGAAAAAUAAUUCUAUUAUACUAUAAUAAUGAUUAAUAUGUAAUAACAAAGAAAAAUACAUUUUUUAGUUCUUAGAUUUUAUGUUAAAUCAUUAAAAUAUGUUAUAUUAUUACGCAUAGAUUAAAAAACCAGAAAAGAAAAUAUUUAGUUUAUCAUCCCUCAAUGAAGAAAAAAAUCUAAUUUUAUUUAUGUUAUGUGGUAUUUUUUUUUUAGUUAAAAAGAAAAAUAAAAUAAAAACAAACUUUAUUGAAGUUCCUUUAAAA
Molecule: messenger RNA, 3802 nt
Organism: Calliphora vicina (urban bluebottle blowfly)
Lineage: Eukaryota; Metazoa; Arthropoda; Insecta; Diptera; Calliphoridae
Gene: Rim2
Product: replication in mitochondria 2
Exons: 7
Coding region: 1514-2641 (375 amino acids)
Biological process (GO): pyrimidine nucleotide import into mitochondrion
Cellular component (GO): mitochondrion
Molecular function (GO): pyrimidine nucleotide transmembrane transporter activity
Source: RefSeq, a predicted model, not a curated record